CAGCGUCGGAAAGUGGAAAAUUAAAUAAAAAUGAAAGUGGAUCGAACUAAGCUGAAGAAAACGCCUACUGAGGCACCCGCAGAUUGCAGAGCCUUGAUUGACAAGCUCAAGGUUUGUAAUGAUGAGCAGCUGCUGCUGGAACUGCAACAGAUCAAAACAUGGAAUAUUGGGAAGUGUGAACUUUACCACUGGGUGGACCUGCUCGACAGAUUCGAUGGCAUCCUGGCAGAUGCUGGGCAGACGGUGGAGAACAUGUCAUGGAUGCUGCUGUGCGACCGGCCAGAGAGAGAGCAGCUGAAAUCCCUGCUUUUGUCAGUGCUGAACUUCACUGCCCUCCUCAUAGAAUACAGCUUUUCUCGCCACCUGUACAGCUCUAUCGAGCAUUUGACAACCUUGCUGGCGUCCUCUGAUAUGCAAGUGGUCCUCGCCGUGCUGAACCUCCUGUAUGUGUUCAGCAAGCGCUCCAACUACAUCACCCGCCUGGGCUCCGACAAGAGGAUGCCUCUCCUGUCCCGCCUGCAGCAUUUGGCUGAGAGCUGGGGUGGCAAAGAAAAUGGCUUUGGCCUAGCAGAAUGCUGUAGAGAUUUGCACAUGCUGAAAUACCCUCCCAGUGCAACUACACUACACUUUGAAUUCUAUGCAGAGCCAGGGGCCGAGGUCAAAGUGGACAAAAGGACUACGAGCAACACACUACAUUAUAUUCACAUAGAACAGCUCGACAAGAUCUCAGAAAGCCCCUCAGAAAUUAUGGAAUCCCUCACCAAAAUGUACAGCAUCCCAAAGGAUAAGCAGAUGCUGCUGUUUACACACAUUCGUCUGGCCCAUGGCUUUUCCAAUCAUAAAAAGCGGUUGCAAGCUGUUCAAGCCAGACUGCAUGCCAUUUCUAUAUUAGUGUAUUCGAAUGCCUUGCAGGAAUCCGCCAACAGUAUACUGUACAACGGGUUGAUAGAAGAACUAGUGGACGUUCUGCAAAUAACAGACACGCAGUUAAUGGACAUCAAAGCUGCCUCGCUAAGGACGCUGACUUCCAUUGUGCACUUGGAGCGGACUCCAAAACUCAGCAGUAUUAUUGACUGCACUGGAACUGCCUCCUACCAUGGGUUUUUGCCCGUCCUGGUCCGGAACUGCAUACAGGCCAUGAUCGAUCCUUCCAUGGAGCCAUAUCCUCACCAGUUUGCCACGGCGCUCUUCUCGUUCUUGUACCACCUGGCAAGCUAUGACGCAGGGGGUGAAGCCCUAGUCUCUUGUGGCAUGAUGGAAGCCUUAUUGAAGGUGAUCAAGUUCUUGGGUGACGAACAGGACCAGAUCACGUUUGUGACCCGAGCCGUCCGCGUAGUGGACUUAAUCACAAACCUAGACAUGGCAGCUUUCCAGUCUCACAGCGGCCUCUCUAUCUUCAUCUACAGACUAGAGCAUGAGGCAGACCUGUGCCGCAGGGAAUGUCCCUUCGUAAUAAAGCCAAAGAUCCAGAGACCAGCCGCUGCCACAACCCAAGAGGGGGAAGAGAUGGAGACGGACAUAGAAGUUUCCGAUGUAGCCAUGGAGAGCAGCCCUGGGCCUUCCACUUCUGCAGAGCCUCGGCCAGAAGCCGUGGUCGAAGCCAGGGCUCCCAGUGCCCUCACUCCCAGCAGCAGCAGUGGCAGCGGCAGCACCAACACCGUCGUCUCAUCCCGCAGUGGGGUCCAGUGUAUCCCUCAGCGGGCCGCGCUUCUCAAGUCUAUGCUGAACUUCCUGAAAAAGGCCAUCCAAGACCCAGCUUUCUCAGACGGCAUACGCCACGUGAUGGAUGGCUCUCUGCCUACCUCUCUGAAGCACAUCAUCAGCAAUGCAGAAUAUUAUGGGCCAUCACUCUUCUUGCUUGCCACUGAGGUGGUAACGGUCUUCGUGUUCCAAGAGCCUUCACUGCUGUCCUCCCUACAGGACAACGGCCUAACAGAUGUCAUGUUGCACGCGCUCCUUAUCAAAGAUGUUCCUGCCACACGGGAAGUUUUGGGUUCUCUCCCCAAUGUCUUCAGUGCCCUCUGCCUGAACGCUCGUGGCCUCCAAUCCUUUGUCCAGUGUCAGCCUUUCGAGCGCCUCUUCAAAGUGUUGCUCUCGCCCGACUACCUGCCCGCAAUGCGGAGGCGCCGCAGUUCGGAUCCGCUCGGGGACACGGCUUCCAAUCUCGGGAGCGCCGUGGACGAGCUCAUGAGGCACCAGCCCACGCUCAAGACAGACGCAACCACAGCCAUCAUUAAGCUCCUGGAAGAGAUCUGCAACCUGGGCCGAGACCCAAAGUACAUCUGCCAGAAGCCCUCCAUCCAGAAGGCGGACGGGACGGCCACUGCUCCUCCCCCUCGCUCAACUCACGCGGCCGAGGAAGCCUCCAGCGAGGACGAAGAGGAGGAGGAGGUGCAAGCCAUGCAGAGCUUCAACGCCACGCAGCAGAGUGAGGCAGAGGCCAGCCAGCAGGUGGUCGGCACGGAGGAACGGAUACCCAUCCCACUCAUGGAUUACAUCCUCAAUGUGAUGAAAUUUGUGGAGUCCAUCCUCAGCAACAACACGACGGACGACCACUGCCAGGAGUUUGUGAACCAGAAGGGCCUGCUGCCUCUCGUCACCAUCUUGGGCCUGCCCAACCUCCCCAUAGAUUUCCCCACCUCGGCGGCCUGCCAAGCCGUAGCCGGAGUCUGCAAAUCGAUAUUGACCCUCUCCCACGAACCGAAGGUCCUUCAGGAAGGGCUGCUCCAGCUGGACUCCAUCCUUUCUUCCCUGGAGCCUCUGCACCGGCCCAUCGAGGCACCGGGCGGCUCGGUCCUGCUGCGGGAGCUGGCGUGCGCGGGCAACGUCGCCGACGCCACCCUUUCGGCCCAGGCCACGCCCUUGCUCCAUGCCCUCACCGCCGCCCACGCGUACAUCAUGAUGUUUGUCCACACCUGCCGGGUGGGACAGAGCGAGAUCAGAGCCAUUUCGGUUAACCAGUGGGGAUCGCAGCUGGGCCUGAGUGUCCUGAGCAAGCUGAGCCAGCUCUACUGUUCCUUGGUGUGGGAGAGCACCGUGCUGCUGUCGCUAUGCACUCCAAACAGUUUGCCUUCUGGCUGUGAAUUUGGCCAAGCCGAUAUGCAAAAACUGGUCCCGAAGGAAGAGAAAACUACCCCCACCGCCACCCAAGGAGCCAAAAAAGCCGAUGGUGAACCGGAAGCAAUGGCAGCCGGGAGCAUGGAAGCCUCUGCCCAAGGCCUGCUGGAAGGAAUCGGCCUGGACGGCGACACCCUGGCCCCGAUGGAGACGGACGAGCCCAGUUCCUCUGACCCGAAGGGGAAGUCCAAGAUCACCCCGGCCAUGGCAGCCAGGAUCAAGCAGAUCAAGCCACUUUUGUCAGCGUCCUCCAGGCUAGGCCGUGCCUUGGCCGAACUGUUUGGGCUGCUGGUCAAACUGUGUGUGGGCUCCCCGGUGCGGCAACGCCGGAGCCACCACGCCGCCAGCACCACGACGGCGCCCACGCCCGCAGCUCGCUCCACGGCCUCGGCGCUGACGAAGCUGCUCACCAAGGGGCUUUCUUGGCAGCCCCCACCUUACACCCCCACCCCCCGCUUCCGGCUGACUUUCUUCAUCUGCUCUGUGGGCUUCACGUCACCCAUGCUGUUUGAUGAGAGGAAGUAUCCCUACCACCUUAUGCUGCAGAAGUUCCUGUGCUCGGGGGGCCAUAACGCACUCUUUGAGACUUUCAACUGGGCCCUCUCCAUGGGGGGCAGAGUCCCCGUCGCCGAGGGGCUGGAGCAUCCGGACUUGCCCGACGGCACAGGGGAGUUCCUGGACGCCUGGCUUAUGCUGGUGGAGAAAAUGGUGAAUCCGACCACCGUGCUGGAGUCGCCCCACUCCUUGCCUGCUAAGCUGCCAGGUGGGCAGAACUACCUGCAGUUCAGUGCUCUGCGUUUCCUUGUGGUGACCCAGAAGGCGGCCUUCACGUGCAUCAAAAACUUGUGGAACCGCAAGCCCCUGAAGGUCUACGGGGGCCGCAUGGCGGAGUCCAUGUUGGCCAUCCUGUGCCACAUCCUGCGCGGGGAGCCCGUCAUCCGGGAGCGCCUCGGGAAGGAGAAGGAGGGCACUCGCAACGAGGAAGAGGCCGGGCAGGAGGAGGGCGGGGCCCGGAGGGAGCCUCAGGUGAACCAACAGCAGCUGCAGCAGUUGAUGGACAUGGGCUUUACACGGGAGCACGCCAUGGAGGCACUGCUGAACACCAGCACCAUGGAACAAGCCACGGAAUACCUGCUGACCCACCCUCCUCCACUCAUGGGCGGGGUUGUGAGGGAUCUGAGCAUGUCUGAAGAAGACCAGAUGAUGAGGGCCAUUGCCAUGUCCCUGGGACAGGACAUCCCCAUGGAUCAGAGAGCAGAAUCCCCAGAGGAAGCCGCUUGUCGAAAGGAGGAAGAGGAGCGCAAGGCCCGGGAGAAGCAGGAGGAGGAGGAAGCCAAGUGCCUGGAGAAGUUCCAGGACGCUGAACCCCUGGAGCAAGAGGAGCUGCACAACUUCACCGACACCAUGCUUCCUGGCUGCUUCCACCUGCUGGAUGAGCUCCCGGACACCGUGUACCGCGUCUGCGACCUCAUCAUGACGGCCAUCAAGCGUAACGGGGCCGACUACAGGGACAUGAUUCUCAAGCAAGUGGUGAAUCAGGUGUGGGAAGCUGCCGACGUCCUCAUCAAAGCCGCGUUGCCCCUGACCACCAGCGACACCAAGACCGUCUCCGAGUGGAUCAGCCAGAUGGCCACCUUGCCCCAGGCCUCCAACCUGGCCACGCGCAUCCUGCUGCUAACUUUGCUCUUCGAGGAGUUGAAGCUGCCUUGCGCGCGAGUGGUGGAGUCCAGUAACAUCCUCAACAUCUUGAUCAAGCUUCUGGAAGUGGUGCAGCCCUGCCUGCAGGCAGCCAAGGAGCAGAAGGAAGUGCAAACACCAAAGUGGAUUACCCCAGUGUUGUUGCUGAUUGACUUCUACGAAAAGACGGCCAUCUCCUCCAAGAGGAGGGCCCAGAUGAACAAGUACCUGCAGGCCAACGGCAACAACUGGCGCUGGUUCGACGAUCGCUCCGGCCGCUGGUGCAGCUACAGCGCGAGCAACAACAGCACGAUCGACACGGCGUGGAAAGCGGGCGAGACCAGCGUUCGCUUCACCGCCGGUCGCCGACGCUACACGGUGCAGUUCACCACAAUGGUGCAGGUGAACGAAGAAACCGGGAACAGGCGUCCGGUGAUGCUGACCUUGCUCAGGGUACCCCGGCUGAACAAGAGCACCAAGGAAGCCAAUGGACAAGAGCUGGAGAGAACCUUGGAGGAGGGGAAGGAAGUCGAAAGCAAACCAAAGGAGGAGAAGGCCAAUGAUAGCCCUGUGCCUGUCGAUAACCUGGCCCCCGAGAAGGAAGCGCCUUUGGACGAGGCCAAGCCCUCGGAGAUCCUCAUCCAGGGUUUGGCGGAGGAGAUGGUGAUGGUGUUGAUCCGGGCCUGCGUCAGCAUGCUGGGCGUGCCCGUGGACCCCGACACGCUGCACGCCACGUUGCGCCUCUGCCUGCGCCUCACCCGCCACCACAAGUAUGCCAUGAUGUUUGCCGAGCUCAAGAGCACCCGCAUGAUCCUGGGCUUGACGCAGAGCUCCGGCUUCAACGGCUUCACACCUCUUGUCACCCUGCUCUUCCGGCACAUCAUUGAAGACCCCUGCACGUUGCAUCACACCAUGGAAAAGGUGGUGCGCUCAGCAGCAACCAGUGGGGCCGGCAGCACUACUUCAGGCGUCGUGUCGGGUAGCCUGGGCUCUCGGGAGAUUAAUUACAUCCUGCGGGUGCUGGGUCCAGCUGCUUGCCGCAACCCGGAGAUCUUCACCGACGUGGCCAACAGUUGCAUCCGCAUUGCCUUGCCUGCUCCCCGGGGAUCAGUUACCGCUUCGGACGACGAGUUCGAGAACCUGCGGAUCAAGGGCCCCAACGCUGUACAGCUGGUGAAGACCACUCCCGUGAAGUCCUCGCCUCUCCCCGUCAUCCCCGACACCAUCAAGGAGGUGAUUUAUGACAUGCUGAACGCCCUAGCUGCCUACCAUGCCCCUGACGAAGCAGCUGAAAAGUCGGAGCCAAAGGUGGCCACCGUCAACCAGGAAGUGAGCCAGAUCCUGCAAGACAUGGGCGACGAUGUGUACCAGCAGUACCGGUCUUUGACCCGUCAGGGCAGCGACUUUGACUCCCAGACGGGCUUUGGCAUCAACGCUCAAGUUUUUGCAGCUGAUAGUGCAGCAGCGGAGACUCCUCAGUCUGGGACCCCCCAAGGAGAUGCUUCCACUCCGGAAGACUCGAGGGAAAACAAGAAGGACAAAGAGGGCGACAAGGCAGCUGAGGAGAGCAAGCAGAAGGCCAAGGGGAGCAAGCCGCUCAUGCCCACCUCCACCAUCCUGCGCCUGCUGGCGGAGCUGGUGCGUUCCUACGUGGGCAUUGCCACCUUAAUCGCCAACUACAACUACACCGUCGGGCAGUCUGAGCUCAUUAAAGAGGACUGUAGCGUGCUGGCCUUCGUUCUGGACCACCUGCUCCCUCACACCCAAAACGCAGAAGACAAAGACACGCCAGCCUUGGCCCGCCUCUUCCUGGCUAGUUUGGCUGCGGCAGGCAGCGGCACGGAUGCCCAGGUGGCUCUGGUGAACGAGGUGAAGGCAGCUUUGGGACGGGCUCUAGCCAUGUCUGAGAGCACCGAGAAACACGCCAGGCUGCAGGCGGUCAUGUGCAUCAUCAGCACCAUCAUGGAGUCGUGCCCCUCCACCUCCAGUUUCUACAGCAGCGCCACCGCCAAGACGCAGCACAACGGCAUGAACAACAUCAUCCGCCUCUUCCUCAAGAAGGGGCUGGUCAGCGACUUGGCCAGGGUGCCUCACAGCCUGGAUCUCUCCAGCCCCAACAUGGCCAACACAGUGAACGCGGCCUUGAAGCCCCUGGAGACGCUGUCGCGGAUUGUCAACCAGCCCAGCAGUCUCUUCGGCAGCAAGAGCGCCUCGAGCAAGAGCAAGGCGGAGCAGGACGCUCAGGGGACGGCACAAGACGUGAACAGCGGCCAGCAAGAUGCGGGAGAAAGUGGAGAAGCAGAAGCCCCCGAGGAGGACCAUGACGUCGCCCAGGCCGAGGUAGCGGACGGUGACAUCAUGGACGGUGAAGCGGAGAGCGAUGCCGUGGUGAUCGCUGGGCAGCCUGAAGUGUUGAGCACGCAAGAGAUGCAGGUGGAAAACGAGCUAGAGGAUCUGAUCGACGAGUUAUUGGAUCGAGAUGGCGGCUCAGGGAACAGCACCAUAAUUGUGGGCCGAAGUGGAGAGGAUGAAUCUCAGGAGGACGUGCUGAUGGAUGAGGCACCUUCCAAUCUGAGCCAAGCUUCCACCUUGCAGGCCAACAGGGAAGAUUCCAUGAACAUCUUGGAUCCUGAGGAUGAAGAGGAACACACCCAGGAAGAAGACAGCAGUGGCAGCAAUGAGGACGAAGAUGACAGUCAGGAUGAGGAAGAGGAGGAGGAGGAGGAAGAUGAAGAUGACCAGGACGACGAAGAAGGUGAGGAAGGCGAAGAGGAGGAAGAUGACGACGACGGCUCUGAGAUGGAAUUAGACGAAGAUUACCCUGACAUGAAUGCCUCCCCACUGGUGCGUUUUGAGCGCUUUGACCGGGAAGAUGACCUCAUCAUAGAGUUUGACAACAUGUUCUCCAGUGCCACGGAUAUUCCACCGUCGCCUGGCAACAUUCCCGCCACUCAUCCGCUCAUGGUACGGCACGCGGACCACAGCUCCUUGACCUUGGGCAGCGGCUCCUCCACCACCCGACUGGCCCAGGGCAUCGGUCGCAGCCAGAGGACGCUUCGGCAGCUGACGGCGAACACCGGCCACACCAUCCACGUGCAUUACCCUGGCACCCGGCAGCCCAACCCACCUCUCAUCUUACAGAGGCUCCUAGGCCCUUCGGCCGCCGCAGACAUCCUUCAGCUGAGCAGCAGCCUCCCACUCCAGAGUCGAGGCCGAGCCCGCCUCCUGGUCGGCAAUGACGACGUGCACAUCAUCGCUCGCUCGGACGAUGAGCUGCUGGACGACUUCUUCCACGACCAGAGCACCGCCACCAGCCAGGCAGGGACCUUAUCGAGCAUCCCAACGGCCCUGACCCGCUGGACGGAAGAAUGUAAAGUACUUGAUGCAGAAAGCAUGCACGAUUGCGUUUCAGUGGUGAAAGUUCCCAUCAUCAAUCACCUGGAGGCCCUGAGGGACGAGGAGCUCGAGGAGCGGCGAGAGAAGAGACGCAAGCAGCUGGCCGAGGAGGAGGCAAAGGGGGCGGACAAGGCCAAGGAGACGGAGGACAAGGAGCAGAACGCCCAGGGGCCGGUACCCCAGGCGAACGGUUCCGCCGAGCAGAACCUCCCAGAUGGCACCGCCCACCCGGAUGGCUAUCCCGCUGCCCCGACUGCAGCCGAAGAUCCCUCAGCCGGCCCCAAGCAGACCCUGGUCACUCUGGAGAGCCCGCAGCAGCCGGCGGCGGCAGCAACAGGGGCAGGAGAGCUCCCCUCCGAGCUGGUGGGGCAGACCAGCGCCCAAGCUUCUGGGCAGCUGCUGAUGCCCGUGGAGCAGGAGGACUCGGGCCCCGGGAGGCCGAGCGGAGACGCUGAGGCCACGCAGAUGGAGCUUUCUCCCGCCCCCACCAUCACUUCCCUGUCCCCCGAGCGAGCCGAAGAUUCCGAUGCCUUAACGGCCGUGAGCAGCCAGCUGGAGGGCUCGCCCAUGGACACCAGCAGCCUCGCCUCCUGCAACCUCGAAGACGGUGUCGGCGAUGGCGGCGGGGUCGGCGGCCCGGAGCAGGCGGGGGGCUCAGGCCCCGUUGCAGCGACGGCCGACGUGGCCCAGCAAGGUCCCAACGCCCAGGUCGUCCGGGAGGGCCAGCCUGACCCCAGCCAGCAGGUGGAGGAUGGUUCCCCGCCCGCCUCCUCGUCCGAGAGCUCCUCCACCCGGGAUUCGGCUGUGGCCAUCUCAGGAGCCGAUUCCCAAGGCAUCUUAGAAGAACCGCUGCCCUCCACCAGCAGCGAGGAGGAGGAUCCUUUGGCAGGGAUAAACCUCCCCGAGGGAGUCGACCCAUCCUUUCUGGCCGCAUUGCCCGACGACAUCCGGCGCGAGGUGCUGCAGAACCAGCUGGGCAUCCGACCUCCUGCUCGGACCGUUCCCACCACUACGGCUACAACACCGACCCCGCCUGUGGUGGGCAACCCUGGCGUGACAGAAGUCAGUCCCGAGUUUCUGGCCGCAUUGCCUCCAGCGAUCCAAGAGGAAGUGCUGGCCCAGCAGCGAGCGGAGCAGCAGCGGCGGGAACUGGCCCAGAGCACCAGCUCCGACACGCCCAUGGACCCAGUGACCUUCAUCCAGACGUUGCCGUCAGAUCUGCGCCGCAGCGUACUGGAGGACAUGGAGGACAGUGUCCUGGCGGUCAUGCCUCCGGACAUUGCCGCUGAGGCCCAAGCUCUGCGGCGCGAGCAGGAAGCACGCCAACGCCAGCUCAUGCACGAGCGCCUCUUUGGCCACUCCAGUACCUCAGCCUUGUCUGCCAUCUUGCGUAGCCCAGCCUUCACAAGCCGAUUGAGUGGGAACAGAGGAGUCCAGUAUACGCGCUUGGCUGUACAGAGAGGAGGUACCUUCCAGAUGGGUGGUACCAGCAGCCACAGCAGGCCCUCUGGCAGCAACGUGGACAGCCUGCUGCGUCUGCGGGGGCGCCUCCUGCUGGACCACGAGGCCUUGUCCUGCCUGCUGGUGCUCCUUUUUGUGGACGAGCCCAAGCUGAACACAAGCCGGCUCCACCGGGUGCUACGGAACCUCUGCUACCACGCGCAGACGCGCAGCUGGGUGAUCCGCAGCCUGCUCUCCAUCCUCCAGCGCAGCAGCGAGAGCGAGCUGUGCAUAGAGACUCCCAAAGGAGCUGCCGCCCCCGACGACAAAGGCAAGCGUGCCGCCAAGGCCUGUGCCUCCGACAGCCGCCCACUGGACCUCCUGCACAAGAUGGAGUCCAAGAGCUCGGGGCAGCUUUCCUGGCUCUCGGUCUCCAUGGACGCCGCCCUGGGCUGCCGAACCAACAUCUUCCAGAUCCAGCGAGCGGGAGGGCGGAAGCACACGGAGAAGCAUGCCGCCGCUGGCUCCACUGUCCACAUACACCCCCAGGCCGCUCCCGUGGUCUGCCGGCAUGUCCUCGAUACGCUCAUCCAGCUCGCCAAGGUGUUCCCCAGCCACUUCACACAGCAGCGGACCAAAGAGACCAACUGUGAAAGCGAGCGGGAGCGGGGCACCAAGCAGUCGGGCAGCCCUUGCCCGGGCCAGACGGGCUCCAGCGGCAUCUCCACUGACUUUUGGGACUUGCUGGUCAAACUGGACAACAUGAACGUUAGCCGCAAGGGGAAGAACUCCAUCAAGUCCGUGCCUGUGAGCUCCGGCUUGGAGGGGGAGAGCUCCCCCUACAGCCUGGAGGCCUCUCCCCUGGGCCAGCUGAUGAACAUGCUCUCCCACCCGGUCAUCAGGCGGAGCUCCCUGCUGACCGAGAAGCUGCUGCGCCUCCUCUCCCUCAUCUCCAUCGCUCUGCCCGAGAACAAGGCCGCGGCCGAGGGAGCCGCCAACCACGCCGCCGCCGCUGCCUCUGCCACCACCAGCACCACCCCGGCACCCGCUCCUGCCCCUGCCCUGGCUGCAGCAGCCGCCGUGGCUGCUGCCACAGCCGCCGCCACCGCUGCUUCUAUCGCCUCCUCUGGUGCCGCCACAGUAACCGCCACAUCUGCUGCCCCCAUCACUGUGACCACUAUCGCAAAAAACAGCAAAUCGCCAGCCAAGGUGAGCGACGGGGGAGGCGGAGGCGGGCCUGACAGCAAAAUGGCCGCCUCGGGCCUAACGGAGAACCAGCUACAGCUCUCUGUGGAGGUAUUGACGUCCCACUCCUGCUCCGAGGAAGGCCUGGAAGACGCCGCCAACGUCCUCUUGCAGCUGUCGCGGGGCGACCCAGCGACACGGGAUACUGUCCUCAAGCUGCUGCUGAACGGAGCCCAUCAGCUGGGCUACACGCUCUGCAAGCAGAUAGGUACUCUUCUGGCAGAGUUGCGGGAGUACAACCUGGAGCAGCAACGCCGGGCCCAGUGCGAGUCCCUGUCUCCGGAUGGGCUUCCUGAGGAGCAGCCCCAGACGACCAGAUUGAAAGGCAAGAUGCAGAGCAGGUUUGACAUUGCCGAGAACGUGGUGAUCGUCGCCUCGCAGAAGCGUCCGCUGGGCGGCCGGGAGCUCCAGCUGCCCUCCAUGUCCAUGCUGACCUCCAAGACCUCCACGCAGAAGUUCUUCCUGCGGGUGCUGCAGGUCAUCAUCCAGCUGCGGGACGACACGCGCCGGGCCAACAAAAAGGCCAAACAGACAGGCAGGCUAGGUACUUCCGGUCUGGGCUCAGUUAGCAGCAUCCAGGCCGCUGUUCGGCAGCUGGAGGCUGAGGCUGACGCCAUUAUACAAAUGGUACGUGAGGGUCAGAGGGCCCGGAGGCAGCAACAAGCAACAACGUCGGAAUCGAACCAGGCGGAGGGCUCGGUGAGGAGAGACGAGUCGCCCAUGGACGUGGACCAGCCGUCACCCGCCACGCAAGACGCCCAGUCCGUCGCAUCGGAAGGCUCCCAGCAGGGCGAGAAGGAGAAGGAAGAACGUCCUCCGGACCUGCCGCUGCUCAGCGAGCAGCUUAGCCUGGACGAGUUGUGGGACAUGCUGGGCGAGUGUCUCAAGGAGCUGGAAGAGUCCCACGACCAACACGCCGUGCUCGUGCUGCAGCCUGCCGUGGAGGCCUUCUUCCUGGUGCACGCCACCGAGAGGGAGAGCAAGCCGCCCGUGCGCGACACCCGGGAGAGCCAGCUGGCCCACAUCAAGGACGAGCCUCCGCCCCUCUCGCCCGCCCCCCUGACGCCUGCCACGCCCUCUUCCCUGGACCCCUUCUUCUCCCGCGAGCCCUCUUCCAUGCACAUCUCCUCCAGCCUCCCCCCGGACACCCAGAAGUUCCUUCGUUUUGCAGAGACCCACCGCACUGUGCUGAACCAGAUCCUGCGGCAGUCCACCACCCACCUGGCCGACGGCCCCUUCGCUGUCCUCGUUGACUACAUCCGCGUGCUGGACUUCGAUGUCAAACGGAAGUAUUUCCGGCAAGAGCUGGAGCGACUGGACGAGGGGCUCCGGAAAGAAGACAUGGCGGUGCAUGUGCGCCGGGAUCACGUUUUUGAGGAUUCUUACCGGGAGCUGCACCGCAAGUCACCGGAGGAAAUGAAAAAUAGAUUGUACAUCGUAUUCGAAGGGGAAGAAGGCCAGGACGCCGGAGGCCUGCUGCGCGAGUGGUACAUGAUCAUCUCGCGGGAGAUGUUCAACCCCAUGUACGCGCUCUUCCGCACGUCGCCCGGGGACCGGGUCACCUACACCAUCAACCCUUCCUCUCACUGCAACCCCAAUCACCUGAGCUACUUCAAGUUCGUCGGCCGCAUCGUGGCCAAGGCGGUGUACGACAACCGGUUGCUGGAGUGCUACUUCACUCGCUCCUUCUACAAACACAUCCUGGGCAAAUCGGUCAGGUACACAGACAUGGAGAGCGAGGAUUAUCACUUCUACCAAGGUCUGGUGUACCUCCUGGAGAAUGACGUCUCCACUCUGGGCUAUGACCUCACCUUCAGCACUGAGGUGCAAGAAUUUGGGGUGUGUGAGGUGCGGGACCUGAAGCCUAACGGCGCCAACAUCUUGGUGACGGAAGAGAACAAGAAAGAGUAUGUGCACCUGGUGUGUCAGAUGCGAAUGACAGGAGCGAUCCGCAAGCAGCUAGCCGCCUUCCUGGAGGGCUUCUACGAGAUCAUCCCCAAGCGCCUCAUCUCCAUCUUCACGGAGCAAGAGCUGGAGCUGCUGAUCUCAGGGCUGCCCACCAUCGACAUCGACGACCUGAAAUCCAACACUGAGUACCACAAAUACCAGGCGAAUUCUAUCCAGAUCCAGUGGUUCUGGCGAGCGCUGCGCUCCUUCGACCAGGCAGACCGGGCGAAGUUCCUGCAGUUUGUCACGGGCACAUCCAAGGUGCCUUUGCAGGGCUUUGCUGCCCUGGAGGGCAUGAACGGGAUCCAGAAAUUCCAGAUCCACAGAGACGACCGCUCUACAGACAGAUUGCCUUCUGCUCACACGUGUUUCAACCAGCUGGACCUCCCUGCCUACGAAAGCUACGAGAAAUUGCGUCACAUGCUGCUACUGGCCAUCCAGGAGUGCUCGGAGGGCUUUGGCCUGGCAUAAGGGGCGGCUCCAGCUGCCAAUAUUUUUCUACUGUCAGACUUGGGGAGCAACGGGAGGGAGUGGAACCGAGCGAUGCUCCUCCCCCUUUUCCAACCACCCGUGUGUGUGUGUGUGCGUGCCCUGCUGCCCCCCCCCCUUACUGAAGAGAGCCAGAGACCCCCAGCCAAUCAGCCGCCAUCGGAGGCGGGCCGGGGUGCAACCCGGAGAAGAGAAGAAGAAGAAGAAAAAAAAAAAAGACAAAUUAUAUAUAUAAAUAUAUAUAUAUUUUUUGGUUUAGUUUGCAUUUCUUAAUUUGUGCUUGGAAUGUGUUGACGAGGCGGUGGGAGGGGAGCAUUUGGAUUCUUUUGUCGGUCUCUUUCCUCGGCACCCAUUUGCUGCUUGGAAGGGGGAACCUUAAGGUUUAAAAAAAUCUCAAAAAAAGGAAAAAAAAUUAAAAAAAUAAAAGCGCACUCUUGAUAAGAA
Messenger RNA from Heteronotia binoei (common prickly gecko), 13755 nucleotides. It is a transcript of the gene HUWE1, whose product is annotated as HECT, UBA and WWE domain containing E3 ubiquitin protein ligase 1. Gene Ontology annotation, cellular component: Golgi membrane; nucleus. NCBI's taxonomy places the organism in Eukaryota, Metazoa, Chordata, Lepidosauria, Squamata, Gekkonidae. Gene Ontology annotation, molecular function: ubiquitin-protein transferase activity; protein binding; zinc ion binding. Gene Ontology annotation, biological process: membrane fusion; proteasome-mediated ubiquitin-dependent protein catabolic process; positive regulation of protein catabolic process. The record is from RefSeq and is a predicted model, not a curated record.